AUGCCUUCGUUAAAAGUCGUUUUAUUGACAGACUCUGAUUCACUUAGUCGAAAUACACCCUUGCCAUAUAAAUAUUAUGGGCAAAAGUUAUGGGAAACAAUUCAAACUACUGUUAAGAAGCUCAAUUAUAGUUGUGAAACAGUGGAAUUAAAUAAACUUGAUUUUCAAGAACAUGAAUCUGUUAAUAAAUUUCUUAAUGCUGAAAUUGUUAUUAUGGAUGUUACAAAUCAAGAUCGUCGUCCUACAUUUAUGUAUCAGAAAGGAAAUCGUGAAAGUGUAGAUUGUAUGGAUGAUAUUGUAUUAAUUCAAGCUAGUGGUGUUGAAAAUGAUGAUGCUAUUGAAGAUCUGAAAACGACAUGUAAAAUAAAACAAAUGAUUGUGUAUCGAUAUAAUGAAGAAAAAGAUGUUUUUUAUGAUGUGACGACACGAACAGCAAAUCCAUUGCCAUUACUUACCACUAGUUUAAAAUUUUUCUUAAACGAAGCUGCUAAUAAUAUGCAGCAAGGUCUUGUUACUCGAUACUUAAAUCGUCUGGAAAAACGUAAAAAUGAAGCUCAUGAUACAAAUGCUGAACGUAAAUAUCUAUGGCAAGAAAUUUGUAAUGAAAUUCUAACAGAAGCAAAGCAAGAAUAUGCUACACCAAAAUUAAUUACGCAGCUAAUGUAUGCUUUUCGAGAUAUACAAGAUUAUCAAUCAAUGAUAGAAUUAAGUGAACGUUGUGAACAAAAUGAAACAAUAUCAAAAAAACUUCAAAAUAAUAUGAUGAUUUCAUAUUUAACAGCAUUUGCACGUAGUCGGCGAAAUGAAAAUAAUGAUCGUGAUAAAGCAUUAGAAAUUCUUACAAGAUUAUGUCAAACAAAAAAAACUGAAAGUGAAUUAUCAAAUGAUAUUAUUUGUUUAUGUGGAAGAAUUUAUAAAGAUAAAUAUACGGAAUCAAAUUGUCAAGAUCAAGACUCAUUAGAAAAAGCUAUUGAAUGGUAUCGAAGAGGUUUUGCUGCUGAUCCUAAUAUCUAUGCUGGUAUUAAUUUACUACUUCUUUUGGCAAUUACAACAGAUGAUUUAAGACGGAAUAACGAAGCAUAUAAAAUAAUUAUUCAACUAAAUACAUUGCUUGGUAAAAAAGGACAUUCUCUAAAAGAUUUAAAUGAUUAUUGGAAUGUAGCUACGUAUUUUGAAUUACAUGCUGUUCUACAUGAUUGGUCGAAAGCAUGUCAAGCAGCAUUACAUAUGUAUUUACUUAAUCCUCCAAUAUGGUAUUUAAAAUCUACAAUAAAUAAUUUAAAAAUUCUUCAUCAAGCAACACGCCUACGUGAUCAAGAACAAUUAUCACGUGGUCAAUCACCAAUAAUAACUGCUGAUGAACAAAUAUACAGUUUUUGGAUAGAUUUUUUUAGUGACGCUAUAAAUUCUAAUUCAACAUCAUCUGAAGAAAGAGAAUUACCAGCUCAAGUACCAGUUCUUGUUUGUGAUACUUAUGAGAAAACUGAUGGAGCACCAGUAAAUAAUUUUUAUGUUGAAGCACAUUUACAAUUAAAUUUUCAUACGGGUCAAGAACCUGAAACACUUGUUAUACGUAUAAUUGAACAACAAAAACAAAUACGUAAAGGUGAUCUUGUUAAAACAAUUUAUAUGAAUUCAAUUCGAUCUAUUAUAAACGUUAAACGUGAUAAUCGAUCUAUUUUUUUAUAUGCAUAUGAAAAUUCUGAAAAAUUUUCAUCUGUUGAAUUUCAAAUUUAUUUUCCAUCAGCUGAACGACGUACAGCGUUCAAUGAAAAAAUGUCCAAAUAUCGUAGUGAAACGAAUGUUGAGGAAGCUAAAUUAGAAUUUGAUCUUGCAUUUGAUUGUGAUCAACAUGGUCAACGUAUUGCACUCGGUCAAGGUAGAUAUGGAAAAGUUUAUGUAGCACAAGACCGUACACAAGGAAAGAAAUUUGCUGUCAAAGAAAUUCCAAUGCGUGAUCCAUCUUAUACAGAAAUUGUUGAAAAUGAAGUUAAAAUAUUAGCAACACUGAAACAUAAAAAUAUUGUUAGAUAUUAUGGUACAGCUAUUGAUUCAAGAAAAAAACCUCCAAUCUUUCAAAUUAUUAUGGAAUAUGUUGAUGGUGGUAGUCUUUCGAAACUUCUUUCGAAAUAUGGACAAUUUUCUGAAGAAUCUAUUAGCAUGUAUACUCGACAAAUUCUUGAAGGUCUACAAUAUUUACAUGAAAAUCAUAUUUUACAUCGAGAUAUUAAAUCAGCCAACAUUCUUAUUAAUUCAGCAGGUGAAAUCAAAAUUGCUGAUUUUGGUACAUCAAAACGUCUUGCUGGUCUUCAUCUUUGUACAGAAGAUAUUGUUGGAACUCCUCAAUAUAUGUCUCCUGAUGUUGUUGUUGUACCUCUGAUGGGUUAUGGACCAGAAGUUGAUAUUUGGAGUGUUGGAUGUACAGUUAUUGAAAUGAAAACUGGUAAAGAACCAUAUCAUAAUAUAAGAAAUAAUUAUGCAAUGUUAUAUAAACAUGCCAAUGAAAAACAACCACCUGAUAUUCCUUCUGAACUAUCUGAUACAGCUAAAGAUUUUCUAGCCAAAUGCUUUGAACCAGCGGAUAGACGUCUAUCAGCUAAAGAUUUAUUAAAUCAUCCAUUUUGCAAAGGAAAAGCUGGAUUAACACGAGAAUCAAGCACUGCUCCUAUUGUUGUAUCAGAUCCUUCAUCUUCGUCAAGACAAAGUUCAAUUGACGAGGACGGCAUGUUUUUUGAACCAGCUCGUAUUCUAACAGAUCAAAUAUCAAUUGACGAUCGUCGUCGAAGCGAAUUAGCAAAUUUUUUACGUGAUGAAGAAAGCCGAGCUUAUCUCGUUAAUCAAUGGAUGAGUUUGAUAGAAGAAAAAAGUGAAACUGAACAAUUAACUACUAAAAAACUCUCAAUUUUAUUAGAUGGUAUUUGUGAUUAUUUGGAUCAAGGAAAUGUAGGUUCAUUAGAAAAUGCAUUAGAUCAAAUUUGUGAUAGAACAAAUAUGGACAGUGCUUUACGUAUUGAUCUUGAACGAUCAUUUUAUUUUUUUAUCAAAGCUGCAAAUAAUGUUCUGUCAUCAAGAAAUCUUCAAGCUCCACAUGUUUUAUUUGCACUUGAUAAUAUUAUGCGUCGUGUAGCCGAGCAUCUUGUUGGUCUUAUUCGACCAGAUUUUAUUCCUGCUGUCAGUAAUAUGACACCAUUGACACCAAAUAAUGAUUUAUUAACUAAAGGAUUCCAUCCACGUUCAUUAUCAAUUAAUAGUCUUGAUGGAAAGAUAAAUGAUGAAGUUGCACGUUUACAUGAACAAUAUAGAGACCUUGCUGAAAAAAAUCGCGAAAAACUUCAUCAAUUGAUUAAAAUUGAAGGAAAUAAUGGAAUAAAAUUAACUGAAUUGAUAAAUAACAAACAAAAUAAUUUAUCAAGAAAAACAGUGGGAUUUUUUUUACCUACAGAAAUAUCUACAACAACAGAAAGCAUGAAUUCUUCAAACUCAUCUACUUCAAUAUCAACAGAACAAACAAACGAAAUUCAUAUAACAUCAACGUCUAGAGGAACAAAACGUUCACGUACACUUCUGGAGCUUGAACAAGAACAUGAACGAUUGUUAAACGAUAUUACUGAUAAUCGUACUCGUAUAAAUCAAAUACUAUAUGCAUGA
Messenger RNA from Rotaria sp. Silwood1, 3648 nucleotides. The record is from the annotation of a GenBank genome assembly. Lineage: Eukaryota; Metazoa; Rotifera; Eurotatoria; Philodinida; Philodinidae.